AUGAUGCAGAGGAAACCCCACUCAUCCCGCCUGGGGAAGAACAACUACAAGAACCACGACGACUACAAAAACCAGGACGACUACAAGAACCACGAAGACUACAAGAACCACAACAUCUACAAGAACCACGAAGACUACAAGAACCACAACAUCUACAAGAACCACGAAGACUACAAGAACCACAACAUCUACAAGAACCACGAAGACUACAAGAACCACAAUGUCUACAAGAACCACGAAGACUGCAAGAACCACAACAUCUACAAGAACCACGAAGACUACAAGAACCACAACAUCUACAAGAACCACGAAGACUACAAGAACCACAACAUCUACAAGAACCACGAAGACUACAAGAACCACAACAUCUACAAGAACCACGAAGACUACAAGAACCACAACAUCUACAAGAACCACGAAGACUACAAGAACCACAACAUCUACAAGAACCACGAAGACUACAAGAACCACAACAUCUACAAGAACCACGAAGACUACAAGAACCACAACAUCUACAAGAACCACGAAGACUACAAAAACCAGGACGACUACAAGAACCACGAAGACUACAAGAACCACAACGUCUACAAGAACCACGAAGACUACAAGAACCACAACGUCUACAAGAACCACGAAGACUGCAAGAACCACAACGAUUACAAGACUAAACAGCUACGAUUUCAUGAACCAAAACGACGAAAACCAGGACGAUCAUAUGAGUUAGGACGACCACAAAAACCAGGACAACUACAAGAACCAAGACUACAACUACAAGAACUAGAACGACUCCAGGUGGGCGAGAGGGCGGGGCCAUACCAAGGAGUCACGUGGUGUGAUGGAGAGAACAUCCUGCCCAUAUACAUUCUUAAUAUCAGAAGUGAUGGGGCAGUCAGUCCCUGCAAGAGACGCAGCAAGAGACCCAGUGACGAAGAAAGGAAAAGCUUUAUGAAGAGAAGAAUACAAGAACUAAGGACGAUGAACGGCGAACUCCAUGAGAAGAUAGAAGCACACAAAGAAGGGUCUCUGGCACGGAAGCGGUAG
Messenger RNA from Scylla paramamosain (green mud crab), 1041 nucleotides. RefSeq lists its product as uncharacterized. The coding region runs from base 1 to 1041 and encodes 346 amino acids. NCBI's taxonomy places the organism in Eukaryota, Metazoa, Arthropoda, Malacostraca, Decapoda, Portunidae. The transcript has 4 exons. The record is from RefSeq and is a predicted model, not a curated record.